Messenger RNA from Zalophus californianus (California sea lion), 6662 nucleotides. It is a transcript of the gene SRPK2, whose product is annotated as SRSF protein kinase 2. The transcript is spliced from 19 exons. Gene Ontology annotation, molecular function: ATP binding; protein kinase activity. Gene Ontology annotation, biological process: spliceosomal complex assembly; regulation of mRNA processing; protein phosphorylation. The record is from RefSeq and is a predicted model, not a curated record. NCBI's taxonomy places the organism in Eukaryota, Metazoa, Chordata, Mammalia, Carnivora, Otariidae. Bases 16 to 2448 code for a protein of 810 amino acids.
GAGGAAGCGGCGCUCAUGGGGAUGCAAGGAUGUAGAGGAGCAAAGGGGGGGAAGAGGCCGCGCGAAGAGAGGUGGUGUGAGACCCGCGGAGGCGCCGGCCAAGGAAGGGCGCACGGAGAGACGGGUGGCGCGAUCGGUCGGGUGCUGGCCAUUCAGGCCCGAAAGCGGAGGCCGAAAAGAGAGAAACACCCGAAAAAGAGGGGCAUUACUGAGCAUUCACUAUGGCACCUGGUGCCAGAUUCUGUUAAUCCACGCAGGAGUCCUCAAGAAAUCAAGCAGAAGAUUGAGCUGCUGAUGUCAGUUAACUCUGAGAAGUCGUCCUCUUCAGAAAGGCCGGAGCCUCAGCAGAAAGCUCCCUUAGUUCCUCCACCACCGCCUCCGCCUCCGCCACCGCCUCUGCCAGACCCCGCACCCCCAGAGCCCGAGGAGGAGAUCCUAGGAUCUGAUGAUGAGGAGCAGGAGGACCCUGCUGACUACUGCAAAGGUGGCUACCAUCCAGUGAAAAUUGGAGACCUCUUCAAUGGCCGCUACCAUGUUAUUAGGAAGCUAGGAUGGGGACACUUCUCAACUGUCUGGCUGUGCUGGGAUAUGCAGGGAAAAAGAUUUGUUGCAAUGAAAGUUGUAAAAAGUGCCCAGCAUUAUACAGAGACAGCCUUGGAUGAAAUAAAAUUGCUCAAAUGUGUUCGAGAAAGUGAUCCCACUGACCCAAAUAAAGACAUGGUAGUACAGUUAAUCGAUGACUUCAAGAUUUCAGGCAUGAAUGGAAUACAUGUCUGCAUGGUCUUCGAAGUACUCGGCCACCAUCUCCUCAAGUGGAUCAUCAAGUCCAAUUACCAAGGCCUCCCAGUACGUUGUGUGAAGAGUAUCAUUCGACAGGUCCUUCAGGGGUUAGAUUAUCUGCAUGGUAAGUGCAAGAUCAUUCAUACUGACAUAAAGCCGGAGAACAUCUUGAUGUGUGUGGAUGAUGCGUAUGUGAGAAGAAUGGCAGCCGAGGCCACCGAGUGGCAGAAAGCAGGUGCUCCUCCUCCUUCGGGAUCUGCAGUGAGCACGGCUCCCCAGCAAAAACCCAUAGGAAAAAUAUCUAAGAACAAGAAGAAAAAACUGAAAAAGAAGCAGAAAAGGCAGGCCGAGUUACUGGAAAAGCGUCUGCAGGAAAUAGAAGAAUUGGAGCGAGAAGCCGAAAGGAAAAUAAUAGAAGAAAACAUCACAACAGCGGUACCUUCCAAUGAACAGGACGAUGGAUACGGCCCAGAGGGGAAACUCAAAACUGCCAGCUUCGAGGAUGUGGCCGAGGGCGAGCCUGCCAAUGACAACGGUGAGGCUGAGGACCAGGAAGAGAAAGAAGACACCGAGAAAGAAAACACUGAGAAAGAUGAAGAUGAUGUUGAACAGGAACUGACCAACACAGACCCUGCGUGGAUAGAAUCCCCCAAAACCAAUGGCCAUAUUGAGAAUGGUCCGUUCUUACUGGAACAGCAGCUGGAUGAUGACGAUGAUGAAGAAGAAGAUUGUCCAAAUCCUGAGGAAUAUAACCUCGAUGAGCCAAAUGCAGAAAGUGAUUACACAUAUAGCAGCUCCUAUGAACAAUUCAAUGGUGAAUUGCCAAAUGGACGGCAUAAAAUUCCCGAGUCACAGUUUCCAGAGUUUUCCACAUCAUUGUUCUCUGGGCCCUUAGAACCUGUGGCUUGUGGCUCUGCGCUUUCCGAGGGAUCCCCGCUUACCGAGCCUGAGGAAAGCAGUCCAUCCCACGACAGAAGCCGGACGGUUUCAGCCUCCAGCACUGGAGAUUUGCCAAAAACAAAAACUCGGGCGGCCGACUUGUUGGUGAAUCCCCUGGAUCCACGGAACGCAGAUAAAAUUAGAGUUAAAAUUGCCGACCUGGGAAACGCUUGUUGGGUGCAUAAACACUUCACAGAAGACAUCCAGACUCGUCAGUAUAGAUCCAUAGAGGUUUUGAUAGGAGCAGGUUACAGCACGCCUGCUGACAUUUGGAGCACAGCGUGCAUGGCAUUUGAGCUGGCAACGGGAGAUUAUUUGUUUGAACCGCAUUCUGGGGAAGACUAUUCCAGAGAUGAAGACCACAUAGCCCACAUCAUAGAGCUGCUAGGCAGUAUCCCAAGGCACUUUGCUCUAUCUGGAAAAUAUUCUCGGGAAUUCUUCAAUCGCAGAGAUCACAUAGCAUUGAUCAUUGAACUGCUGGGGAAAGUCCCUCGAAAAUACGCUAUGUUGGGGAAAUAUUCCAAGGAGUUUUUCACCAGAAAAGGAGAGCUGCGGCAUAUCACCAAGCUGAAGCCCUGGAGCCUCUUUGACGUCCUUGUGGAAAAGUACGGGUGGCCUCAUGAAGAUGCUGCACAGUUUACAGAUUUCCUGAUCCCCAUGUUAGAAAUGGUUCCAGAAAAACGAGCCUCAGCUGGCGAAUGCCUUCGGCAUCCUUGGUUGAAUUCUUAGCAGAUUCUACAAAUAGAGCAUUCUGAGCUAGCAAAUGUUUUCCAGUACAUUGGACCUAAACGGUGACUCUCAUUCUUUAACAGGAUUACAAGUGAGCUGGCUUCAUCCUCAGACCUUUAUUUUGCUUUGAGGUACUGUUGUUUGACAUUUUGCUUUUUGUGCACUGUGAUCCUGGGGAAGGGUAGUCUUUUUGUCUUCAGCUUAGUAGUUUACUGACCCACUUUCUUCUGGAAACAAUAACAUGUCUCUAAGCAUUGUUUCUUGUGUUGUGUGACAUUCAAAUGUCAAUUUUUUUGAACGAGAAAUACUUUCCCCCUUGUGUUUUGGCAGGUUUUGUAACUAUUUAUGAAGAAAUAUUUUAGCUGAGUACUAUAUAAUUUACAAUCUUAAGAAAUUAUCAAGUUGGAACCAAGAAAUAGCAAGGAAAUGUACAAUUUUAUCUUCGGGCAAAGGGACAUCAUUCCUGUAUUAUAGUGUAUGUAAAUGCACCUGUAAAUGUUAAUCUCCAUUAAAUAUGGGAUGGGGACUCAAAUUUCAGAAAAGCUACCAAGUCUUGAGUGCUUUGUAGCCUGAAUUGCAUGUAGUGGACUUGAACUGCUCCCAGGAGCCGUGCAGACUUUUCAUUCCGUAACAGUCCUUUUACGUUGGAUUUUAAAGUGGCUCUGAGUUAUGUCAUUCCCUAUAUGGCACUUUAAAGCAAGAAAAGACAUGCUUUCAUUCUAAGAUACGUAUUAUACUUUUAGCACUCCCAUUCAUAUUUUUGCAUAUUUUUAAAAGUACUUUAAAGGAAAAAGAGCAAUUUCCCUUUAAAAAUGUGAUAGCCCAGAACCAUGUGGUGUUGCCUCCUCCAAACACUGUAAGUUAAACUCUACAUAGAUUAAAUCGGACAACAAAACCAUGUGCAGUGUGUGGAAUGAGAAAAAACAAAAUAUUUCUGUAUAUAUAUAUUUUUUGGAAAAGUUUGCUUGUGUUUGUCCAAAAUCCAGGUAUGGUAAUGCAGUUAGCAGUGCAGCAGGCACGACCCGAGCUGGCAGCUGCGAGGUCACAGGGAUCACGCUCGUCCCCUAGGCAGGGGGACGUGCGGCUACAACGUCACUAGCUUGUUCAUUGUCUUCCCAUGCAUUGAAGUUGAGAAAACGAUUUCCCUUUGCAGGUUGCACACGAUUUUGUUUAUGCCUUUCCUUAAUGUUGUAGAAUCCAGGACACAAACCAUAGUAGGCAAUACAAUUUUAGAAUGUAAUAUACGGAGGUGUAUUUAGCCUCUUUUAGAAGUCAGUGGAUUGAAUGUCAGGUUUUUUAAAAAUUUUACAUUCAUUAAGGUGCCUCGUUUUUCUUGACUUUGUCCAUUAACAUUUAUCCAUAUGCCUUUGCAAUAACUAGAUUGUGAAAAGAUAACAAGUGUUGUAAUAAUAAUCCAUUGUUUGAGGUGCUUGCAGUUGUCUUAAAAAUUAAAGUGUUUUUUUUUUUUUUUUUUUUUCCCCCAGACAUUGCCUUGGUCAUUGGCCUAUAUUUGAAGCGGUAGAAUCAACAAACAUUUGUUCUUUUAGUGUAGCGUAACCCAAACUAAAGGAAGUAUCAACAUUCCCGUUGCAGGAAAGGCAGCUGUAGAACAUGCAUUAUUGCUUAUUGUAAGGAAAUCAUUCAUUGUUUUGUAAGAGUAGAAUAUGGAUUUAGAAGAAUUGCUGUAGGACAGAUGUACUACCUAGAAUGUCAGUGAUUGAUUCUUUUUUUAUUCAUGUUCCAUCAAAAACAUACUACUUACAUUGUGUUUGAGCAUUGCAAAUUUAUUCUUUUUAACAGUAUUCACCUUGAAGGGAACAAGACACAUCAUUUCGGGAGUUAGCAUGCUCUCACACAUCGCUGUGAGGUUCCUUAGGCAUUGUGCAUGCUGGGGUCUUCUGACGAGGCUGUAGGUUGUCCUGUAGGUUCUACGACAGAUGGUUGCUGCAGACUGUUUCUGUAGGAGCCAUGCUCACAAGAACCGAAAGGUCUGUCUGUCUUCCCUAACUCUGAAGAAUUGGUGUCAGGGUUUAUAGCACACUUGAGUGAAAUUGAUCCUAUUAGGCAGUUUCGGCUCAUGUUAGGAAAUAAACUCGAUUGUUAGGAAUUUGUAAAGAUCAGUCCCUUAUAAAAGAGCCUAACUGGUUUACGAUGUAAAAAAGUUGUUCUAGAAGGAAUCUCCCAUUUGUAUUAGGUAUAGUAUGGUUUUUAGCAGAAUCUUGGUGGCUUGAUGAUAGAGAAUACUCCGCUGAAUGGGCAGCACUGGUUAUGCAGCUCCCUGCCGCCGGCUCGGUGGUUUUGGUGAAGGUCCUGGCUUUUCCUCUCGUUAGUCCUUGUCAGGUCUUCACGGAGAAGGACAAGCAGUGGAUCGUGAUGGUAGCAGAUGAGAAGCUGGCUGUCUGGAAAUUAGAACUGCUCAGAGGCCAAAAAAAGCAAAUUUAAAGGCUUCAGGAAAUCAUAAACUUUACAGGUGAAAAUUGAUUUAUUAUUAACUUGCUGCUGCUUGUACCUGGACCAUACCUGACUAGUUAAACACGAUAAACUACUAUUUCUCCUUGGGUAGAGAACUUCAGUUGAGAUUAUUCCUUAAAUUCCAGUUUCUCUUCCAUUGUUGUUUUUGUAACUUUUCAUGAGACAGUAUUUGAGAGUGUAUGUGCCCUUCAUCAAGGAGUCAAGGAACUACAUUAGAUUUUGCAGUCCAUAGAAACGCUUCUCUAUCAAUUAUUUGUGUAGUAGGCAGAUUUAUAACAGGAAUUUUAAAUCCUUAGAAGGCCAGUCCUUUUAAAGAGGCGAAUAAUGCUACUCACUGUGCUAACAGUUAACCACCUUUGUUCUGUGAAACCGUUGGGCCGGGUGACGUAGAGCCAUGUUUUCUUGGACAAGUGUUUCUCUAGUGAGUACCGUAGGUAGAACUUUGUAUGCUAAGUCAGGAAGGGCAGAGUUGACCCGAGUUCUUUUAAAACUGGAAGCUGACUAGGAUUGAGCCAAGCCCUAGUGCAGUUCUCUUCAUGUACCAUCAUUAGCUGGUUUUCAUAAGGAAAUGGACAUUAAAAAUUACUGUAAAACAUGAGUUUCAUUACUGCCAAAUAUUAAUCCAGCCAGUUUUAGCUUGAUGUUUUUCUCCAAAGCAUUGAAUGUAUGUGCUGUGCCAGAUUAUGUCAAUUAGGUAAAAAUUGGAAAAAUGUGUUCAUUACUUAUGGUUCUACUUAAUUAAUCCUCCUAAGAGGUAGAAGACAAAGAAAGAUUUAUUUUUCCAAAACAAAAAGUAGAAUUGGGUAUUUCAGCAGUGUCCAAGAGGCUAUUUUCAUUUCACUUGAGAGCUUUAGUAGUAAUGCUGUUUUCGUUUAUAUGCCCGAACCAAAUUUUUAAGACCUAUUACUUUUUUUUUUUAAUACUAUAGCUAGAGAGUAAGUGUUAAUUUAAGGUUUUCAAAUAAUUUUGAUUCAUCAGUAGGACGUUGCAGUCAUGCAUGUUCAGCAAUGUACAAAUGAGAUAUGUGUGUUGUCAGGCAAAGCUACACCGUGUUUUCGAACAGUUGUCAGUUCCGGUCUAGAACUCGAUCACGUGUAAUACUUGAAUGAUACGGGUUCACAUUUUGUAUGAUGUCAGUUGGAGGUAGAACCUCCACCCAGCAGAGUUCCCUGCAGCACUGACAGGAAGGAGCGCUGCAGGAACAACCCAACCCCUCACUGCCUCCUGAUGUCCGCUACAGUCCAGCUGAGGUAGGUGUAGCUGAAGAAAAGGGAAGGCUACUGACAAACUAGAGCUGAAAAAAAUGGAACUUUUGUAAAAAAAAAAAAACUUGUUUAAACAGACUCCAAUCUCAGAAGUUGUACAGGACAAUUUGGUAAAACUGACAUAAUUGUGAUUUAUUAACAUGAAUUAAAAUGCCCAACCAGUGCUUCAAUGUGACAGUAUAUUUAAAAUAAAAAAGAAAUUAAAGGCCAUAUACUGUACUACUUUCACAAAGAUCACACAGUUUUGCAGACUUGUCAUAUGUACAGUGCUAUAUAUCAAAUGAGAAAAGCUGUAAGCAAUUAUAUACGCAAAAGAAAUGCAGUAUUUACAGUUUGUCAGGAGACAUUAAAAAUCUAUACAUUAAAUUACAUUUUGCUUGCAAAUAACCGAUAAAACAAAAUGAGCCAUGUCCACACCAAACUAUAAAAAUCUGUAUUGCAUUUUUUUUUUUUUUUUUAAUAUACCUAAGAUGCACU